AUGAGAACUACUAAUAUUAAUAAUAAUACAGAGAAGCGAAUAUCUUGGAAUAAAUAUAUACAUUUUAGCAUAAAUAUAAGUUAUAGACUUAAACAAUUAGAAUCUCAAUGGAAUCAACCUCAAAGUGAUAUAUCACUAAUUGAAUGGUAUAUUGGGAGAUUUAUUCUAACACAAGAAAUAGAUAAUAAACAAAAGGAAUCAUUAAUUAAUGAUUACUUAGAUAUCCUAUCAAAAGUUAUAACUGACGGGAUUAUUCAUAUUGUAGAUUCUUAUAAUGAUCCAAUAGAUAAUAAAGAGAUACGUCUAUUAAAAUCUGAUAGGCUAUUCUUUCCACAAGUUUGGGAUUGUUGUGAUAAAUCUAUUUAG
Cryptosporidium muris RN66 is the source of this 366-nucleotide messenger RNA. RefSeq lists its product as uncharacterized. The record is from RefSeq and is a predicted model, not a curated record. Bases 1 to 366 code for a protein of 121 amino acids. NCBI's taxonomy places the organism in Eukaryota, Apicomplexa, Conoidasida, Eucoccidiorida, Cryptosporidiidae. The transcript is spliced from 4 exons.